Chiloscyllium plagiosum (whitespotted bambooshark) is the source of this 2570-nucleotide messenger RNA. RefSeq names its product zinc finger and BTB domain containing 5 (gene zbtb5). NCBI's taxonomy places the organism in Eukaryota, Metazoa, Chordata, Chondrichthyes, Orectolobiformes, Hemiscylliidae. Gene Ontology annotation, molecular function: protein binding; RNA polymerase II cis-regulatory region sequence-specific DNA binding; DNA-binding transcription factor activity, RNA polymerase II-specific. The record is from RefSeq and is a predicted model, not a curated record. Gene Ontology annotation, biological process: regulation of transcription by RNA polymerase II.
UCACACUUCCAGGCAAUCCAUUCUCCACCCUAAUUAUCUGCUGGAAUCUUCUUAUACGUCGUGCGAUAAAGACAUGCAAGUUCUUUCGAAAAUAAAACUUAUUAAUUUAACAACUGCACUACAUUUAAGACCUAAUUCUUCAGAGGUACACAGCUAUCAAUUAAAUGUUGCUUGCACUGUUUGUCUUUGCCUCCUGUUGAAGCAACGACACACAAUUAGGAACAAAAAGGUGCCAUGCUCCCGAUGUCAAUCCAAGAGAAGGUGGUUUCCGCUUCCGAGUGAAAGGUGACAGUUUGUCAGAGGCCGAUGGGGAGGAGGAGGUGGUGCUCGUUGCCGGUCUCAGUCACAGCUGAACAAAAGCUGGCGCCUGGCCCAGUGUCGUGCAGUUUUCCGGCUCCGGGCCAGGUUUCCGGUCGGUUUCCGUUUGUCGCCCGGGAGCGGCGGCAGCCACACGCGGCUCACACGCGCCCGUUGUUUUGUCCCCGAGCGCGGGAGGAAGAAGCGCGCGCCUCAGGGUCAUGGAUUUUCCAGGGCAUUUCGAACAAGUCUUCCAGCAGCUGAACUAUCAGCGGCUUCAUGGGCAGCUCUGUGACUGUGUGAUAGUUGUUGGGAGCCGUCAUUUCAAAGCCCAUCGCUCUGUGCUUGCGGCAUGCAGUACCCACUUUCGUGCCCUCUUUACUGUUCCAGAGAGUGAUCAAUCACUGAACAUGGUUCAGCUCGACAGUGAAGUAGUUACAGCCGAAGCCUUUGCCGCCCUUGUUGAAAUGAUGUACACAUCCACGCUGAUGCUCGGAGAGAGUAACGUUAUGGACGUGUUGCUGGCAGCUUCCCACCUUCACCUGAAUUCAGUCGUUAAGGCUUGCAAACAUUACUUAACGACGAGGACUGUACCCAUGUCUCCUACAAGCGAAAGGCUUCAGGAGCAAAAUGCUCGGAUGCAGAGGUCCUUUCUGCUUCAGCAGUUGGGUUUGAGCUUAGUAAGCUCUGCCCUCAGCUCCAGUCAGGGAAUAGAUGAGCAAGUCAAUGUGAACUCAUCACUCCGCCAUCACUUGGAGGAUCAGUCGACUGCAUUUCCUGUCCAGCGGUUGCAGAAAAGGAAGGCCAUUCCUGAUGAAAGAUCAAAGAAAAGGAUGAGACCUUCCGUGGAUGAGUCUAUCAUCACUGAAGAAACAUCAGAAAAUGGACAAGCUGUAGUGCACACAUGUGAGGAAUUAUUUACACCAGACUCCCUGAAGCUGGGAGAUGGUUCUAAAACUGAUGUAGCUGUUGAAAACAAUGUGGAAAGUGCUAUCAUAUUUGAGCAGGCCUUCAGCACUCCAGAAGAUAACCAGAUGCCCAGUCAGUCAGAUAACAGUGCAGUAGGCCAUUCUCAAACAUCCAUGGCUUCUCAAGCGGUUCACGUUGAAACUGCUUUUAAUCAAGAUUCCGCUAAUGAGAAGUCAGAUUUCCACUCUGAGAGCACGGAACUUCACGUGAAUGGAAAUGAGGAGCAGGUCCGAAUUGUUGUGAAAGCUGAACCAUUGAGCUCACCUGAUCCCCAGGAUGAGGCCAGUGAUGUUGCCUCACAGGCUGAAGGUAGCGAGUCGGUAGAGGUGGAAGGAGGGAUGCCUGGCGCAGAAAAACUGGAGCUUAGCCCGGAGAGCAGUGACCGGAGUUUCUCUGAUCCCCAGUCCAGUACCGACAGGGUUACAGACAUACAUAUGCUAGAAUCUGCAAACACUGACUCAAAAACUCCAUUUCACAUUUCCACCUUUUUAAAUAAGACCCGAACAAAUAGCUACAGUGGAGGUCAGAACAGUAAUGACAACAUUCCGAACACAACAAGCAAUGGCAGAAUAGAAAAUGAGGCUACUUAUUUAAUGGGUUCGGUGCCUGGCAUUUCUGUCGGUCCCAACUCUUCAAUUGCAGCGGCUCGAUUGGAGAAUCCAUUUACUGAUGGUUCCGAUACUCAUACUCAUUUUAUGCGACCCAUGCAUGACUUGCUGGGCCUGUCCUGUGGGCAGCCUUCCAGCUACAAAGCUGGGGGAGAACCAUUCAGAUUAGAUUUUCCUAGACCUAGUUCUGGAUUGCAUUCAUUAUCCAGACAAUCUAUCAUUUCAUCACGAGGAGGAGCCAGUAGUUUCCCAGGAUAUCGUCGCAUUGCCCCUAAAAUGCCCAUUGUUACCUCAGUUGGAGAUGCAAGCUCUGUUUCCCAGGAUAUUGGCUCAAACUCCCAGAUCCGAAUGUUGAACAGUACCGUUUCUGCUUUUGAGAAUAAUCAUUCUUUGCAGUCAGGUCCUCCCCAGCUGACCCGAGCAUCGGCAGACGUGCUUUCGAAGUGUAAGAAAGCCAUGUCAGAACACAAUGUUUUGGUAGUGGAAGGUGCCCGUAAGUAUGCCUGUAAAAUCUGCUGCAAGACUUUUCUAACAUUAACAGAUUGCAAGAAACACAUCCGUGUCCACACAGGAGAAAAGCCCUAUGCUUGUUUAAAAUGUGGGAAAAGAUUCAGUCAGUCGAGCCACUUGUACAAGCAUUCCAAAACAACCUGCUUGAGAUGGCAUGGCAGCAGCCUGCCAACAACUCUCCUUUGA